This is a messenger RNA of Scutellospora calospora, 739 nucleotides long. The record is from the annotation of a GenBank genome assembly. Lineage: Eukaryota; Fungi; Glomeromycota; Glomeromycetes; Diversisporales; Gigasporaceae.
AUGCAGACUAAAACCUCGUAUUAUCGCUCGACCGAUUCAGGCUUAAAUAGUUCCAAUCGCGACGGUGAGAAAGGUGAUGAAAAUGAUAAAUCCGAAGGAGACAAGCAGCCUAAGCCACAGUUUAGAGAUGAAUGUUUCAGAAAAAUGGAUUUAAUGAUCGAGUUCACGAACCUUCGUAAUCCGAGACAUUGCCCAAGUGGUGUUUAUGUUAUGCCCUCUGCUGAUAAUUUUCAUAAUUAUCCCCCAACCGUGCAAUUUAUCUCAAAGUUAAUAAACGAUGGUGGUUUGUUCCACCCGCUCAUUCACCCAGAGACUGGUAAUUUCUCCUUGAUCCAACAAUUUAAGGAUUGGGAACCACACAAAUAUUAUAUUUUCCAUGUGCUUCAUUACGUUAAGAAGUCAUUUAAAAAGGGUGUUUUGGAUAAUUUAUCAGAAAAACAUAUCCAAAACAAGGAUGCCUAUGAUACUUAUAAAGAAAAUCCUCGGAGGUUUGGAACUUUGGCCAAACAAUGUGCUGAAUUAUCAACUUCUAAAACAGUUUUGUAUGAUAAUCAUAACGAAUCCAAUCCAAUUCAGUUUUCAGAGUUGCAAGACGAAAAGCUUGAAAAAGAUGAAUAUAAUGCUAAGAUGGCUGAAGCUCCAAUUCUUAUGCUUCGCUUUUCUUUCCUUAGUUAUAUUACUAAACUGAAGAAAAAACUGGGAAAAGUAACGAACAAUUUAUCGCAACAGAUUUCAAAGU